Salvia hispanica is the source of this 1890-nucleotide messenger RNA. The record is from RefSeq and is a predicted model, not a curated record. Lineage: Eukaryota; Viridiplantae; Streptophyta; Magnoliopsida; Lamiales; Lamiaceae.
AUGGAAGUACUUGAUAUUUCCAUCGGAGGUAUAGUCAUAGUAAAGCAGCUGGUGUCGUCACCUAUGAAUUGCUCUACGAAUCUGAGUACAGGCCAUCUCUUGACAUCCCUCAGAGGAAGUCCGUUUACAAUCUCAGCACGAUACAACACGUUGGCUGUGUCAGGCUGCAAGAAUUCGGUCUGGUUGCAAGCUAAUGAGACGACUAUUACAGGAGGAUGUACGUCCAUGUGUGCUGCUAACUCCACAGAAACUAGCUGCAACGGCGUUAACUGCUGCCAAACAACACUUCCACCACGACUCAAGGAGCUCGAGUACAAGUACAGAACAACUGAAGCUAUCAGUAAUGAUAGCUCUUGUGGAUUUGUUCUUCCUGUUGAGAAGAUAUGGUUAGCAAAUCAUUACAAAAGCUUCAAAGCAUUAGCUCGAGGAAUCGGAUUUGCUCCUUUGGUACUUGAGUGGGAAUUUGGUGAACUGAAAGGUUAUACUAACCGAAUUUGCACAUAUUAUGAUGAUCAUUGCCUCUCACAUCCUGAUGAGUUCGGCCGCAGACAUACAAAAAAUGCUUCUUCCUAUUGUAGGAACAAACAUUAUAAUGAUCUUUGUAGCAUAUAUCCUUCUCUUUUUGGCUGCCAAUCAUACUCUGAUCGUUCUACGUAUAUAUUUGAUUCAUAUUAUGAGGAAUUAUCGUCAAUUUACUAUGAUGGAGCUGGUUAUGCAUCUUCAACCAAAUACUGCCUUUGCCCUGAUGGGUAUGAAGCGUGGAGAUCGACCAAAGCCAUCAGAAAAAGAAUCAAGGCGAACCGGAGACACAAGUUUUUCAAGCGAAACGGGGGGCUGUUGCUGGAACAACAGCUUUCAGCAACUGAUAAUGGCCUUGACAAGAACAAAUUGUAUAGUUCUAAAGAGUUGACACUGGCCACUGAUCAUUACAAUGAGAACCGCAUACUUGGCCGUGGUGGGCAAGGCACUGUCUACAAAGGAAUGUUGAAGGAUGGUAAGAUUGUGGCAGUCAAGAAAUCGCAGAAGUUAGAGGAAGGUGAUCUUGAAGUCUUCAUAAAUGAAGUGGUUAUUCUGUCACAAGUCAACCACAGGAAUGUGGUUAAGCUACUAGGAUGUUGCCUGGAGACUGAAGUUCCUCUUCUCGUCUACGAGUUCAUCCCAAAUGGAACCCUUUUCCAACAAAUUCAUGAGCCAAGUGAGGAAUUCCCAUUGACAUGGGAAAUGAGACUGAGAAUUGCAAGAGAAGUAGCGGGUGCACUCGCUUACUUGCACUCUUCAGCAUCUUCGCCUAUCUAUCACCGCGAUAUCAAGUCAACAAACAUAUUGUUGGAUGAUAAAUACCGUGCUAAGGUCUCGGAUUUUGGGACGUCGAGGUCAGUGGCUCUUGAUCAGACCCACUGCACCACCCGAGUUCUAGGUACCUUUGGCUACUUGGAUCCAGAGUACUUCCAGUCAAACCAAUUCACAGAUAAGAGCGACGUCUACAGCUUUGGUGUGGUUAUGGUUGAGCUUCUGACCGGUGAGAGAGCAAUAUCAUCCAUCCGAACUGAAGCAGGGAGGAGUUUAGCCACACAUUUCUUACACUCGAUGGAGGAAAACAUGUUAUUUGAAAUACUUGAUGCAAGGGUCCUCAGAGAAGGCAAGAGGGAUGAAAUCGUGGCUGUAGCUCAACUUGCUAGAAGAUGUCUGCAUUUGAAUGGGAAGAGAAGACCAACAAUGAAGGAAGUUUCAGUGGAGUUGGAAGCUAUCAAAAAGGUGGAAGAAUGCUCAUAUGUCGAAGAUAGAGAUGGUGGCAGCAGAGAGUUUCAUUCUCUUUCUAUAGAGCCUGCUGAUUCUAUCAGCUUCACUUCCAUCUCCCUGUUUUCGCCAGAAUCUGAGUAUAGACUUUAA